Molecule: messenger RNA, 814 nt
Organism: Guillardia theta CCMP2712
Lineage: Eukaryota; Cryptophyceae; Pyrenomonadales; Geminigeraceae
Exons: 2
Source: RefSeq, a predicted model, not a curated record
CGCACUUGGAUGAUGGAGUUCCUCCGAAACUGGAAGAGCCUGACUUUUCGAAAUAGACGGACCGAACGCUUCAUCUCAAGGCAGCAGCGCUAUGGGCUGGGUAUGAUGAUGAAACGAUGGAUGCACUUUAAACUUCAAGUGAGGAGGAGGAGGAAGAUCAGCGCUGUGUUAUCAACGGAGAUGCAAAGUCGAUAUCAGCUCAUCUCGUUUCAGUUUUGGAGGAGUGGGAUAGUCUGGAAGAACAAGUGGAGAAGACUGAAUGUUGCAAGAAUGCAACACUCUCAGGCGCAAUCAUGCUUGUUCCAGCACUUGCUUCAUUGGUUUGCGAUCAAGAGAAUAAGAAUCAAAGUGAGAAGCAGAUCCAAGAUGCUUCAACGCCGGGAUGCAGGGCUCGUGUUUGAUUGCUGGAGGACUCAUGUCAGCAGAAUGAAGAGCCUGGCAAAGCGCAAGAUGAAUGUUAUCAUUCGCAGGCAGUGGAACCAACAAGCAUCUUGCCUGCAAGUCUGGUGCAGUUAUGUCUACAUGCAAGAGACCAGGAAGAUUGUACUGGUGAAGAUGCAGAGGUGCUCAAAUGUCAUAUCAAUGCAAUCGAUCCUCAAGUAUUGGUCCUACACAGCCAAGAUCGUUCUGGAAAGCAAGAACUUGUACAAGUUGAGGAGGACGUUUCAGAGGCUGAAGAAGGCCCAAAUAUUGAGAAACUUGUACAGUAGAAUCAAGGAAUCUUGGGACUCAGUCAACAAUCUUCAAAUGCUCAAACAGUAUUUCAAUCGAUGGCAGAUCUUCUUUGACUGCAUUUUAGCUGCUUAUCAUCAGC